CUGCGCGGUGGAAGAGAGCGAGAGUGAGAGAGAGGAGAGGAAUACGGUUCGUGGUUACACAAAUGCCACCGGACACCGACAUCGGCCUCGGACCGGACGGACGCACGGCGGCAGCGGGGCCGAGAGACACGGGACUCACAGGGAACAUGGCGGCGGGAACAACAACCUGAACGGUACCGUAGCGACGAUAACUCAGAGGAACGACGCGGUUGGCGGGCCGGUAACGGAGGAGCAUCACUUAACGCAGAGGAAAUGAGGGGAAGCGUAAAGGCAGAAACUCGUUUCUAAGCAACAACAACAACCGAGCGUGCUGCAGCGCACACACCAUGAGCUACAAGAUCCCCGGGGCUGCGAUGGACAGAGUCAGCCUGCUGUGGCGCAUGAGGCGUCGGGCUCGCCGUGGAGUUCUCUGCAUGGCCUUCUUCUGCAUCUCCAUGGCUCUGCUUUACGCCAUCUGUGCGGAGAACAGCGUGCCCGUCACCGACGCCAUCUUCGGGGUGCGAGCGCGAACCCGGGCUCAGCCUCGUGCGCACUCGGUCAUCAAGGUUCUGCGGGGCGGAGCUAAGCCAAUGUACAUUGACCCCCAGAAGCUGCCAGGCGUCGUCCCAGGUGACCCUCACCGUCCAAUCCCUGUCCUCUCUUCUCCGAACCAAACGCACGAAGCCGUAGACUCGUCGUCAAAGAGGAAGCCAAAAGAGCGGGACACCUCUGGGUUUUUCUCUCGCCUGCUGCCGCGCCCCUUCACGCGUGCGCUGGAGACCCUGUUUGGAGGCCGGCGUAGGGGGGAGCUGAGUGGCAGAGGGGGGGACGCCGAGUUCUUCGGGCCUCAUGGGCUUCUGGGAGAGGUAUGGGACGACGAGAUGUCCAGUAACAUGCUUGGAAGCAGACUGAGAAAGGUGGUGCAGAACUAUCAGGCGAUGAAUAAGUACGGAGUGGAGUUCUCCGGUCCUGGCGGUGUGUCCAGCAGGCCCAAGCUGAGCGGUCCUAAACUUCUCUGCCAGAUCAAGGAAAACGUAGAGGUGCAGACUUUGACCUCCGACCUCCAGCCCUUCUCGUCCCUGCCCUGGGCCUCCCAGCUGCCAAUGAGUCAGCUGACUUCUGACCUCGGCCCGUACAGGAGCUGUGCUGUGGUGUCCUCUGCAGGGUCGCUCCGCUACUCAGGCCUUGGCAAAGAGAUAGACUCCCAUGAUGCGGUGCUGCGAUUCAACGCCGCCCCGACCACCGACUUCGAGAAGGAUGUCGGUUCAAAAACCACAAUCCGCCUCAUCAACUCACAGGUGAUGGCGUCGGAUGACCACCGUUUCCUGUCCAGCUCUCUGUACAGCUCAGGUGCGCUGGUUGCCUGGGAUCCCGCCCCCUUCUCUGCUGACCUCUCUCAGUGGUACAACAGAACAGACUACCCCAUCUUCACCCAGUACCAGAGAUACAGGAGGCUUCAUCCUAUGCAGCCCUUCUACAUCCUGCAUCCUCGCUUUGAGUGGCAGAUCUGGCAACGUAUUCAAGACAACAUGGCUGAGCCCAUCCAGAGAAACCCGCCCUCCUCCGGCCUGCUUGGCACAAUCCUGAUGAUGUCGCUGUGUGAGGUGGUGCAUGUUUACGAGUUCCUGCCGUCCCGCAGAAAGACAGAGCUGUGCCAUUACUACCAGCGUUUCUAUGAUGCCGCCUGCACACUGGGCGCAUACCACCCUCUGCUGUAUGAGAAAAAUUUGGUCAAACGGAUGAACCAGGGGUCAGACCACGACAUCUACACCCAUGGACGUGUCACACUGCCUGGGUUCAGACAGCUGAACUGUACCCAUGCUGCCGGAGGUGUAAACAACCACUGACUUGAAAAUACACAAGGAAAGCACACAAACAUAUGAAGCAAAGCAGAAACCUGCAUGUAAACAUGAGGACAGACGCAUGAACAUUUCAUCCCCACUGCCGAAACAGAAGGAACGCUGUGCCACUCACUAUAAAUAUUACAUGUAACUUCACGCUGCAAACAUGUGCCACACACACACACACACACACACACACACACACACACACACACACACACACACACAGAGUCCAAUUAACUAAUAGAUGUGCCUGCUGUUCAUACAUACGCACAUGUCCUAUAGAGGACGUUUUAUUGAUAAUCCCUGUUCAUCCCUUACAAAAGUAACAUAUCGCUAUUUUAACCAUGUAUGAAUUUAUAUUUUAAGGAAAGAAACAUUAGCCGAGUGUUUUCCAAACGGUACUAGCAGGUUUUUGAUGUCUUCCAGAAAAAAUCCACACCUACAUACUGACUAAGCUAUACUUCAGACAACUACUGACUACAUGAUAUAAAUAGUAUCUAUAUAUCUAAAUAAAUGCGCAGAAAGGUCAAAUCAUCCAAAAGCAACGCGGCAUGCUUUGGAAACAGAAAAUCAUUAUGAUGAUGUUUAAAAAAUGUGCGGUUUAUUGAAAUGAAACGUGUUAAAAUCAGCGCUAUGGACCUCUAUCAAAUUUCAUCGUCCUCCUAAGCAAACCAAAGUCUUAAACUGACCUGCUGAAGAAGUUAAGAGUUGUCCAAACAGAUCUCAAUACUCAAUUACAACAAAACAACAAACAGGCCUUAACCUUCAAUGUAAAUAUUGUUUUUAAAUAUUUUAAACCGAAUCACAAAAGCUGCUUUCGUUACGAAUGUUGUUUCACUUUAAGCACGACUUUCCUGAAAGCAGCUUUGGAGUAAUUACGUUUUUUCAUUGUUUGGUGGUAGAGUCUAGAUCGGUUUUCUUAUCAGUUUUUCACUGCCGACACUGCUUCCCUAACGGCUGAUACUGAGGAAAAAGUUGAUUCAGUUCUGCUUGAAAUUAGUCUUCGUACAAUCAUAGUGCACCUAUGCUUAUGAAUGCCACAAAAAAUACUUUGCUUUGGUUUUAGACAUAUUUCCUGUAGCUCAGAUUUCAGUUUUGGGAAUUCUUUUAAGGUUCUAUUUUCAGGGCUUAAAAUCCCUUUUUUAAACAGCAAAAUGUCUUGGCUUGAAAUCAGCGGUUUUAUCCAAGUGUGAUUGUAUUCUUUCUCAGAUUUAUUGCUGUAAUAAGUAGUGAACAUGGCACACAAAGAAAUGUUUGAGUCACAGUAGGAGUACACCAGCUUUAAGCCAGUCGAAUUUGAAAAUGCAGCUUCUUCUCGCCCGUUGGGAGUGAGUGGAUCAAAUUUACAACGGCAGCUUGUCAUUCAUUUGAAACUGAAAUACGGUACCUAAAUGAGGUUUCUACUUUAAUGUGGUACAGUGUGAGCAAAGAUAUUUACACAAAUGUCCGUCAAAAAUGGGUUAUUGUGGACAACACAUCAAAAGGCCUUAAGACAAAAGAAACAUUUAGAAUAUUUUAGAGGUAUAUAAAAUAUACAGUCAUUUAUAGAGGUUGUUGCCCAAGUGAAUCAACCCACACAUUGAUGUUUUUUUUAGCUCAAAUGAUCUCCUAAAAGAAUACAACAUGUGCAUCAAGACAUUUAUGUAGUGGCCUGACAUAUAUUUUUCUUCUGCUGGUAUUUUUUCGUUUGCUAUAACACACAAGAAUCAACACAAAUAAAAUCUCUGAUGAAUGUCUCAACAUGACACACACACCUGCACACAAACAAACCUCCCUAAAUGUAUUUGUUGAAGAAAAUCCUGCCUGCUUGACUAACUCCACUUAUCCAAGAAUCUAGUUUCAAAAAAUGACGUCAAACUAAAGUUUUGUACCCACAUUGUCAAACCUGUAACAACCUGUUCCCUGUAGUCUUCAUACAAUUCUUAUAUAGUGUAUAAAGUAUAGCAUUAAUAUCCAGGAGGAAGGUCUUUAAUGUGAUGCUGUUACACAGCCACGUAAAGCAGAGUUUGAUUUCUACAAAUAUUCAUAUUAAUAAACCAUUAGACAGUUAAUAUAUAUAUAUAUACGGUCGUUUUUGUUUGGUAAAUGGCCUGAGUUAGGGGAUAAUUAAUCCAAUAUCAUGAAGCUACAGACCGUAAGAUAUUAAAUAUCUGUUUAAUUGAUUUUGCAAGAGCUUUUCAGAAUAACCCUGCAGCUAAAGCUAGUUAGUUAGCCUGUUGACCUUCAAAGGCUAAGGGCGCCACAGUUUAUACAUUUAUUAGAAAAGGGAAUUAAUGUGCGGCACAGCUUGGAGUAUAAUUUGUUCUUUGCUGUUCAUUUCCCCCAACUCUGUCUGUAGAUGUUUCCAGAACUAAAACUCUUUAACACACCUGCAUCAAUGCUGUAUUUUCAGUAUUAAUCGCAGUACAAAAGGCCACAAAGGUAUUUUGACUUUUGUCCAGCAUGUGUACCUAAAAUAAAAGAUCCUCCAGAGUAGUGAAACAACAAGGAAUACUCUUUACAUCUCUGAUAGUUAUCUGCAUGGCAAGAAUUCUGCUUUUUAUCCCAUUAUUUUUCUUUACUAAACGUCAUGUAAAACCUGCGUAUUGAUAUUAGCAUUUCUACAUGCGGACCAGCUCAUUAGCAUGCACACAGACAUAAUGAGCCUGGUUUGCACAGGGUAAGUGUGAUGCUUCUUAAAUGUUUUAUGUGUCUAAAAUACUAGAUUUUUCAUAAAAAAUGAAUCAUUUUACAGCAGACAAAUAGGAAAUCAAACACCAACAUUUUAAAAUAUUCAAAGUUGGACAAGUCCUAAGUUUAUCACACGUCAACAUGUUUUGGUCAUCCGAUGAUUUUCUGAAAAAGGUUCACCACUGAAGUGUCUUGCACUGUUCAGUAAAGCUGUGAAGACACUGUACAAUGUUAUCAUUGAUCUGUUGUAGUGUGAGUUAAUUAAACCUUCAUUAUAUUUAUCCUUUCAGCAUUAAAACAACUUGUUUGGACACACUGAACAUAAACACAACAUGUUGACAAAAAAGAUAAGGGCAGCUUUGUGUGCUUCUACAGUUUUUUAACAAAAACAAGUAGUGAAAUAAAAAUAUUGAGCUGCAGAUAGCAGGAAGCUAGAAAUGCGGUCAUUUAUAACUGAAUUGCUGUGAAAAUCUAAGAAUUUGCUAUUUAUUUCUUGUUUCCAUCCACUACUGUAAUGUGUAAAAGGAGUUGGGUGCAUUAAGAUACAGUUCCAAGGUUUGUGGAGAAAAUCCUCCAGUCAGUACCAUAGAGAUCCGAAAAGGGGGGAAAUUAUUCAUUGCACUUUGUUCAGUUGAAUUUUUGUGGAUAUACUACUUUUUCACUUUAGACGAGCACAAGAUUUUUCCACUGACAAUUUCAAAAGGCAGAUAAAACAGGUGGACGGAAUCGGAACUACGACUGCUUCAGCUGUUUAAUUAAUUUGUGUUCAUAUGCAUGUUUUUAAACCUAUGAUAUUUGACUCUAUAGUCUGCUUACCAAAAUGAGGACGUGUUUAAACAAAUAACCACAAACCUGGGACGUGGCAUAUCCAUCAAAGGAGUAGCCUAUCGCACACCACAGAUUUUGAGACAAACCAUUUUCCAGCCGCUAGUUUUGCCAUUCAGACCCAAAAGCAUGACUCCCAGUGAUCCUCAGACAUGAAUAUACUGUAUAUACAAUCUACUCUAUCAGGUCAAUAUCGCCAAUGUUCGGGUGUCGCCAAGAAACUCCAAGAAACUAAACGGCUCCGCUUAUGUUUUUCUAAUAAGUUCAGUUUGAUGUUUUUACCUAACUUUAUUGUUUAUUCAAGAAUACACUAGGAGGACAUGUUCUCCCUAUGCAGCUCUGGUGUUGUACUAACUGCUGGUCAUUUAAUUUGUGUAAAACAUUUUUAUUUAAGCUUACAAAUAUGUGUCUGCUUUGCCUUCAUCCCCUUGCUUUCGGAAAAGAGGGUUAGGGUUAGUUAAGCUGUUAACUGUGUUUGUUAUUUCCUUAGUGAUUUCCUCCUUUUCUACUGCAGUCUUGUCACUUGAUGUUGAACAAUGUUUUUAUCCACCCACCCCUAUAGGCAUGUUGCUUUUUUUUAACGAUCAAUUUUCUUAACAUCUUCAAGAAACAUCAGUAAAAACAUGUUAAUGACAAAUGUACAGUUGGCUUUUCUCGAAGACAAGAAAUAGCUCAUUGACUACUUGAUAGAUUGUAAUGAAAUCUGGUUAACACCUUUAUGUUCGCCUCAGGAUAAAUGGUAGAAAAUGAUCACCUCUAAACCUGUUUAAAAAAAACAAAUCUAAGCGGCUGCAGUUUAGCGGUCCAAGUAGGUUGAUUAUGAAUCAUGUCACCACUGAGUUAAGAUGCUCACUCAUUCACACAGGCUUUGAAACACACUUACUUUAUCAGUAUAUUUUUAAACCAGCAUUUGAGAUUACAUUUCUGUUUUAAAAUGUUAUUAUUACAUAUUACUGUUGUUUUUGGAGGAUUCAGUGAACUCACAUCUUUGUUGGUGUCUUGUCAAUCACUUUGUCUGUAUGUGAGCAGGGGGUUGUGACAAUCACAUGUCUGGAUGUUGGGAUGAAGGAAAUCUAAUGUAUUUGUAACUCAUCAAUCAAUAAAUACCUGACAACUGAA
Eleginops maclovinus (Patagonian blennie) is the source of this 6437-nucleotide messenger RNA. RefSeq names its product ST6 beta-galactosamide alpha-2,6-sialyltranferase 1 (gene st6gal1). Gene Ontology annotation, cellular component: Golgi apparatus. Gene Ontology annotation, biological process: sialylation. The transcript is spliced from 9 exons. NCBI's taxonomy places the organism in Eukaryota, Metazoa, Chordata, Actinopteri, Perciformes, Eleginopidae. The record is from RefSeq and is a predicted model, not a curated record. Bases 327 to 1826 code for a protein of 499 amino acids. Gene Ontology annotation, molecular function: beta-galactoside alpha-2,6-sialyltransferase activity.